Messenger RNA from Leptidea sinapis, 6079 nucleotides. Its product is annotated as cell adhesion molecule Dscam2-like. Gene Ontology annotation, molecular function: protein binding. The coding region runs from base 148 to 4470 and encodes 1440 amino acids. The record is from RefSeq and is a predicted model, not a curated record. Gene Ontology annotation, biological process: axon guidance; cell-cell adhesion. The transcript is spliced from 32 exons. Lineage: Eukaryota; Metazoa; Arthropoda; Insecta; Lepidoptera; Pieridae. Gene Ontology annotation, cellular component: plasma membrane; axon.
ACGGGGACUAGACGUUCCUGGUUUCAAAAGAGCGGGAAUUGAAAAAGUAUGCGCGGAACUUUGAGAUGUUUAACAAUGUUAGUGAAUUUGUGAAAUGAAACAUUACUACGUUUAAUUUUAUUAAUUUUCGUGAGUGAUCGAGCGAAAAUGGAUGUGAAAUUUAUGAUGCUGUUUUUAUUAUUUCAAUUUAACGAUAUUUCAACUUCGCUUAACGACUACGCAUUGGUCACAAUUAGAUCGAGUCUCAGUUAUGCAAGAUACAGCAACGAUUACAGAGCAAAUUUCUCUAUAUACGAUCACGAAAGGCAUAAAAGAAGUUUACAAAUGAUCAUGACUCAUCAUUUCAGAGAAACCACCGUAACAGCAGGAGUUGAUGUAAAUUUACAAUGUGUAGUCAAUGGCCUACAUCCAGCAAGAUUUGUUUGGGAAAGGGACGGUGUUGUAAUAUCCUCUAAUACAGAUUCGAGGAUAACACUGGGACAGAUGAUGAGUGCUGAUGGUGUUAUGUCUCAGCUGAAUAUUUCUCAUGUAAGAGUUGAUGAUGGAGGCAGAUACAGCUGUCUGGCACAGCAUGGUGACUCUAUCAUUAGCCACGAAGAUAGAGUCAAUGUUUAUGGUCCGCCGUAUAUAAGGGCACUGCCACCUAUCAAAGCUCAGAGUGGUCAGAGUAUUGUACUAAAAUGUCCUUAUUACGGGUAUCCAAUUAGGGAUAUUACUUGGGAAUUCAGAGGAAAAGAAAUAAUUCCAGAUAAACAUGGCAAUAGGUACAAACGAUCGAAAAACAUUGAAUUAAGUAAAGAGAUAUACGGGCGUAAGCCAAAAUUAAGAAAAAGGGAUGUAUCAGUCAAUAAUGAUGGUGUUUUGUAUAUAAACAAAGUAAGUAAGGCUGAAAAUGGUGCAGCAUAUGCGUGUAUAGUUAGAAGUCCAUCUGGAGAAAUGGCGAAAAGAUCGUUUGAUUUGCAAGUUGUUGAGGCACCAUCAUUAGAGGAAAUUUUACUAGCCUCAGAUCUUCAUGAGGGCCAAAUGGUACAAAUACACUGCAAUUUGAAAAGUGGAGAUUCACCUGUUUAUUACUCCUGGCUGAAAGAUGGGAAGAAGAUACCUUCAAGCUUAAAAAUAGUUGAGAGAAGUUUGGAAGUGUUUAGUGUACUUAUAAUUAAGAAUGUGUCUUUGGACCACUGCGGGACAUACACUUGUGUAGCGGCCAACCAUGUCGCUAAAGUAAAUCGAACCGUCAAUCUGUAUAUUAAAGUUGCUCCAAAGUGGAGUGAAGAACCACAGAAUACAUCGUUACUGUUGGGCAGAAAUGGUCACGUUUCCUGCAGAGCCAAUGGAUACCCACAACCCCAAACACAUUGGUUGAAAAAAGAUCUUGUUUCGGAAACAUGGAGGCCUGUUCUCGAAAUAGCCGGUGGCGGAGUCCUAAGUUUGUCUAAUGGCUCGCUGAUAUUUGACUCCGUGGCGCUAUCCGACGCUGGUUUGUACACUUGUCACGUAGAGAACGGCGUGGGCGAAGCUCUUAGCAAAACUGUGUGGAUUUCUGUUAAUAAACCCGUUUCAUUCGAUACGUCAUCACGAAAUUUAACAGCCAAAUUAGGCCAGGAGGUGGUUUUAGAAUGUCAAGCAAAAGGGGACGAUCCUAUACGAAUGAUGUGGACACGCAAUGGCAAACCAAUUAACCCACUAACCCAGAGGGUCAAGAUAUCAGAAGUAAAAACUGAAGAUGGUAUGACGGGUAUUUUGGAACUUCUACAAACGGAACCGAGCGAUGGUGCUCUAUAUCAGUGCAAAGCUGGAAACCCCUACGGUGCUGAUGUAUAUAGCGUGCAUCUUACAAUUUUAGAACCUCCGCUACCGCCAAGUGAUUUAUCAGUGGAUGCAGUAAAGAGUCGUUCAGUGAAACUGUCCUGGCGCGACUCAACUCGAUCGCUCGCUCAUUACUACACAGUCCAAAUUACAAAUACUCUCCGGCCCUCCUGGACUACGGCUAGGAUAUUUAAUGUUACGAGGUUGGACGAUAUUCGACAAAGCUUUGAUAUAGAAGAUUUACAACCGGCUACUGGUUACACUGCCAGGGUGGCCGGGGGAAAUCAGGCUGAUGUCAGCAACUAUUGUACUCCAGUUAGAUUUACAACCAAUGAAGAAGCCCCAGUGUCCCCUCCACUGGGCGUCCAAGUAGAGCAGACGGAAUCGCCAGGGGAACUUCGGGUAAGAUGGCUACCACCACCUUCGGAUUCACACAACGGCAUGAUAUUAGGAUACAAGAUUCGAGCUGUACCCCAGUUGACGAGUGUUAAAGGUUCUGAAGAUGUGAAUGACAAAAUUAUGAAAACGACUUCAGUGUUUUCAAAGCAAGACACAAUAAUUACCAGCCUUCUGAAAGGAGUCAGAUAUGCAGUCUCCGUUGCUGCGUUCAACGGUGCUGAUACAGGACCGUAUUCGAUACCAAUAUUUGAAGAUACGAGAGAAGGAGCUCCUGAAGAGGGUCCUACAUCGGUGGAAUGUUCGGGGAUAUCUUCAACAGCACUACGCGUGAGCUGGCAGCCAAUACCACAGCACAAACAGGCUGGUGCACUCAUCGGGUACACCGUGCUUUAUGCUGCUCAAGGUCGUCAGUGGCAGAAUUCAACCUCACCGAUCACAGAGGUGCGAAUCCAAAGCCUCACCAAAUAUACAAACUAUACGGUGAAAGUUGCUGGAUUCUCCAAUUACGGUGUCGGGCCAUUCUCCUUUCCGAUUGUAUGCUCCACACUGCAAGACGUUCCGGAUGCACCAUCAGAAAUCAAGUUACUGUCCCAAUCGUCAACGUCUUUAUUGGUCAGUUGGAAGAAACCUCGUCAGCCCAAUGGAAGAUUGCUGCAUUAUACAGUUUACUGCAAAUCUACAGCUAGCAAUGAUGGCCCUGAAGCUCAUAGAAUAGAUUAUCAAGAAAGUACGACAGCAUACGACGAAACUCACAGUCUAGAGCUGAAGGGUCUUCAAGAAGGCAGGCAGUAUGACGUGUGGGUUACUGCUAGCACUGUUAUCGGAGAAGGACCUGAAACGAGGAGAGUGACAAGUGUAUUACAGCAGAAAGUGGUGGCUGGUGUUUCGUCCUUGGGUGGUGAAGUAGUAGUGCCAGUUCACGGAUCUCUAGUACUCAUGUGCCGGAGUGUGGGCGUACCACCACCUCGCACCGUGUGGUACCACAACCAUUACAUCAUCACACAUCACCCAAGAUACAAGAGGAAUAAGGACGACAGCUUAUUUAUCAAAGAUAUUGACCAAUCACUAAGCGGAAACUACACUUGCUUGGCGAAGAAUCUGUACGGGUCUGAUUCAGUGGUGUAUACGGUCACUGUACUGCCUCUUCCGGAGCCUCCGUUGUUGAGAGCCACGCCAUUCAAGGACUCUAUUCUGAUAGAAUGGGACGAGCUCAAAGCGAAUGAUACACUAGUACAUGGAAUCAGCUACAAUGUAACAUGGCGGGAAGAUGAUGGGCCGUGGCAGGAAGCUUGGCCCAUGAUGAGGGAGACCCGCUUGCCUGGUGUCCUCCACAACACCCUGUCUGGGUUGAAGUGCGGCACCAAGUACUCCGUCAGAGUGACGGCAACCGAUCACGUGGGGACGUCUGCGCCGGCGCAUGUCGACGUAACUACGCUUGGAGGAGCGCCAGUUUCACCACCUACCACUGACUGGCUGUGGAGCAACUCAACACACAUCUACAUUCAACUGAGUGGCUGGGACGACGGCGGAUGUGACGUCACGAAAUGGGACGUCGAGUACAGACCUCUCGGGUCCACCAUUUGGCAUAGAGCUGACAACAGAGCGACAUCGGAUCACACUCUUCAAUGGGGAUACGACUAUCGGUCUUCAAUACGGUCUGUGCCCUCUUCGUAUGCUGUGGGAUCCCUUCAACCCUCGACCUGGUACCAGCUUAGAGUCACAGCAACCAACGACGCUGGAGUAGCCACAACACUGUAUACGUAUGCCACAAAGAGUCUGGAUGGAGAGGAAAUCGGUCCACCUUCAGAACUGUUCGACCUGAAUAUGUUGGUGAUAAUAUGUAGUUCAGUGCUACUCGUAGCUUGUCUAUUCGCCUUCAUAUGCAUCCUGUUUAAAAGGCACAGACAAACAUACACGUCGCAGUAUCGACACUCAAUCGAGCAGGUGAAGUCGCGAGAGGAGAGUGUAGCUUCUCAAUCCGAACACAAAGAGCGAUAUGCGCACGCGCCGAGAAUUCUUACAUCGCCGAAGACUGGCAAGAGCGAUAUGUUCGAGAUAAGCCCGUACGCCGAGUUCGCUUUGGGCUUUAGGACAUUCGAUCACGUUGAAAACCAGGACCUGCCACGAAGGUUGCCUGGAAGACCUAGAUUUGACACAGAGACCAGUUUCCAAACUCGCUCGGAGUCUGACGACAGUGACAGCACCUCUAAAGCUACAGUUGCUGGUAUGCCAAGACGUCACUGCCGUACGCCGCACUACAGAUAAAAAAUAAUUUUGCUAAAAUUAAGUAUUUCUAUAAUUUUAAAAUGAAAUUUAGGUCUACAUGAGAACUUAAGUCAUAUCAUAUUGAAUGUAAAUUUAAUACGUUUUAUUAAUGUUGUUAUUACAUAAAUGUAUGUGAGUUAAAUCUAUUGACUCAAUUAGGUUACUGAGUUUCGAUUAUCCUUUUCUUAAACAUUAUUAUUUUUGUACUUAUUAUACCAAUUUCAUACUUUUAUAAAUUAAAUGUCACUUAUAUUGCUGGAUCAGUUAUGUUUAAUUAUAUUAAAUAUGAAUUAUUUUAAAUUAAUACUAUUUUUAUAAUGUGGACUAUUUUUAUGUUUGGUGGGUACCGACUGUCGCAUAAUUAUCGCAUUCAGUUUUAUGGUACGAGGAACACAGCUGCUAUCAAGCGCAAGGCAAUUGGUAAAUAAAAUCAAAUUAGAAAGCCUGUUUUUUUAUUUUUAUAUUAUAUUUCUUAUGGACAUAAUCAUAAUUAUUAAAUUAUUUAUUACAUGUAUAUUUUGUCCAAAUGUUUCAAAUAUCAUUUUUAAAUGUAAAUAUUUAUAAAUCUAGUCAUUAGGUAGUCGUGUUGAAAGUUUAUUGUUGUACCUAUAUCUUUUAUAAGACUGAUGUUUCCUUAGAUGUAAGUCUGAAAGAUGACGAAACUUGAUAAUUUCAAAAGAUUAAAUUUAACCCCACUUUCAUCAAUAUAAAUCAAAUACCAAGUUUGUCUCUCUUUGUCUUAUUGGAAAAUGUUUCUUUGUGAGACCCUUGAAUAUAUUAUGCUAUAGUAGGUAUAUAAUAUUAUUAAUUAACAACGUCAUAAAACCUUAUUUUCCGUGUUCAUGACAUCUUUCUUGGGGGUCUGUUACAAAAUGUAUGUGUGAAAUUACAGCUAUGUUACAAGCCAAUAUAAGAUUACAAUAACUUGGUGAGCAUAUUACUCAUAAAACUAUUUAUGUAAACGCAGACAUUUGUAAAAGAUUCACUGUUGUCGAUUCCAACGUUGUAAAAAGUUUAGAACGGGGACUUUCGCAUCCGGCUUAUGAAGAAGCGACACAAAUAUAAUGUUGCAAGAUUAAUAUUUUUUUAGGACAAUAAAGGACGAGACGUGCAAAAAGUUCAGCUGAUGGUAAUUGAUACGCCCUGCCCAUUACAAUUACACAUAUUUUUUACCCAUGGUUGCAUAAACGCUACCGUCAGAUAAAUUUUUAGUUGAGAGGAAAUUAUUGAAAGUAUAAAUUAUUUUUACGUAAGUAAGCUGAUUGUUUUUUUUUCUUUAAGAUAUUGGGUUCAUUACAAUUAAACAAGUUCUCAGUUAAAAGGACUCGAUUGAAUGUAUUUUAUUUCUUGCUGUUCAUCCUCUACCGAAACCGUAGCUGAUGUUCACGAGGCUUCAUAAAUUUCCUUAUGUAUCUCAUAAAUAAUCGUUCCAGAGGAAUCCUGGGUCGGACAAAUUAAUAAAAGUGACUAGGAACUGGAAUGAUUUUGAUGCUGUCUGUACUAAUCAACACAUGUUCAUAUUUUGUAAUGGCCCCCCUGUGAUUAUCUAAGUCGCAUUGAAUUGUUGCGUAGUGUGGUACCAGUGUAAAAUUUAUAUAUUAUGUGUAUU